Molecule: messenger RNA, 1384 nt
Organism: Ochlerotatus camptorhynchus
Lineage: Eukaryota; Metazoa; Arthropoda; Insecta; Diptera; Culicidae
Product: SAC3 domain-containing protein 1
Exons: 4
Coding region: 31-1164 (377 amino acids)
Biological process (GO): spindle assembly; centrosome duplication
Cellular component (GO): spindle; centrosome; nucleus
Source: RefSeq, a predicted model, not a curated record
AAAUAAAUUCUUCCAGCACCAUCCGCAGAAAUGGAAUCGUUCAUCCGUGGAAGUUGUGAAACGAUGUGUCCCAAGUCGGAGAUUGAAAUGCGCACCCGGGAGCGGAUGCUGCACUUCUACGAAUUGAAACCGGGUAGCAGGACAGAGCCAAUCGAGCGGCUCGUCGUGAAGGAAUUUGCCCGUUCGGCUGCGGGAGUGAAACGACCGAAGCACUGGGAGAUCCGAACGGUCAAGGCACUGAUACGAACGGUCGAGUACCUGCUGACUGAAAUCCUCAAAGACGACCGCCGUCCGUACGCCUUCCGAUACGAAUUCAUCUUUGACCGCCUGAGGGCGGUCCGCCAAGAAGUGGUCAUGCAAAACCUAGCCGCCGAAGAGACCCUCGACAUUGUGGAGCCGAUAGUCUGCUUCCUAGCGUACAGCGCCUACCAUCUCUGCGAGUCCCACAUCAGCGAAUUCGACCCGAAAAUUUGCACUUCCCAUCUACAGGAAUGCUUGAAAAAAGUUCUCCGCUGCUACGACGAUCUGGACGAAGAAACCAAGUCCUACGACCUGAAUCGAAGAAUCAGGAUGGAAGCACUCUACCUGUCGUUCAAUCUCGGAAGCUCUGAAGCCCUCUCCCGCGGAAUAAACCUCCCGAAAGAGGUUCGGAAAAAUCUCAACCCACAUAUCACCCUUAACAUCGAAUACCUCCGGCACAAUUUCCACCGAGUGCUCCAAACCUUGCAGCAGCUCUCACCCCUGGAAGCAGCCCUUGCCGCACUGCGGCUACCAGAAAUCCGACGACAGCUACUGCUCCGCUUCUCGUCCGCCUUCCAGAGUAAGGUUCUAACCGUUCCACUCGAGUGGAUCGGUCACGUUCUGCUGUACCAGCGCCCUGAGCAGCCGGCACUGAUCGAAGACUGCCAGCACUACAACCUUCAGGUAGAAUCUGAUGACAAAUCAACCGAAGCGCCAUCACCGAAGACGAAAGAUGCCUGGUGGGACGAUGACGAGGGUGACAGCACUGCCAGUAGCGAACUCAGCGGGUGGUCGGUGAAAUUUGAGAAGGUCCGGUUCGAUUCCAGCAAACCGACGGUUCAACCGCGGCGGGUGGAGUUUGUUGAUCGGAAGUUGAGUGCGGUGCCGUCGAUCUCGGAUAUGCUACUGACCGGAAAGUGUUGAGCUGUUCGAUGGAGAUAGGACUUCGAAGGGUGGUUAGCCCGGAAAGCAUUGAUCUCAACCGUUGCGCAGGGUAGAUGUUUUUCUUUGCAUGAUCACAAGGGAAUUUGUGAUAUGAGUGGUUAUUUUUAAUGCGAUUUAAAUAGAGAAGAAGUUAUUUAACAAUAUUUUUUUUCAUCGUGACCAAUCUAUUGCAAACGAAAGUAAUGAAGAAGGCCCUAGU